Messenger RNA from Candidula unifasciata, 1008 nucleotides. NCBI's taxonomy places the organism in Eukaryota, Metazoa, Mollusca, Gastropoda, Stylommatophora, Geomitridae. The record is from the annotation of a GenBank genome assembly.
AUGCUGGUUAACCUGACGUGUGCUCAGCCGCAGGGAACGAGGUUUAAAUCUUUGAUAGAGUGUGCUUCGGGUUGUGCCAGUGAUAUUGGUUGUGUCGGGGUAAGUACACAAGAAAGAAGCUGCUUCUACCAUUACAAGUGUUCUCAUAAUAUCGAAUGUGGUCCCAUGGAUGGCGAGUUUGAGGUCUAUGUCAAGAAUGACACUGUUGUCCAGACACUUCCACAAUGCCAAAAUAAUGGUACGUGGAACCUGACUGGUAGUGCUUGCACCUGCAACAGUGGAUGGGUGGGUCAGUUCUGCGAGAGGUAUGGCUCAUCGUGUAAAGAGCUCGCCCAGUACGGCUACCCGCAAGGAUGGCCGGAUGGGCUACAAUGGGCAACCAUACAGCUGACAGCCAACGCUAAACCAGUGAAAGUUCUGUGUGAGCUUCGCGAGAAGUAUUUCAACACAUACAUUCUUCGCAACGACGGUUGGAAAAACCUGAAAGAAACCCAGCGAGGAGCGUACCUGAAUGGCUUCUACGUUUCCAAUUACUGUUUCUGGAUGGGCCUUAGCAACAUGAAGGCCUUCAAUGACGCCGGCUACACGAGUCUUAAACUUGACACUGGUUUCAGUGCCCCUCCAUCAAACGAAUUCCAUCUGUUUCAAAUGACAUACAAUAAUUUCACAAUGCAAGGAUAUGACGAUGAUUUCAAGUUCACAUUUAAGGAUAUUGUUAGAAGAAAUGAUGGCCCUCAUGCAGCUAACUACUCGUAUGGAGACUGCUUAACACCCCUCCAAGGAGCUCCAUUCAUAUUCCCAAACGGAAGCGAUAGCGCAGAAGACUGUGUCAUGACAGCUGGAGUGGGCUGGUGGUACAACACGGCCUGCAACAUUGCGUGUAACCCACUUGGGUACAAGAAAGUGCAAAAUCCUGACAGGCCACAAGCGGAAUACAUCGUAAUGGAUGGAAUGGACUGCGAGAACACUGCUUCCUGCAGUGUGGCUAUGUAUUUUGUUAUGUAUUAA